Aspergillus clavatus NRRL 1 is the source of this 2709-nucleotide messenger RNA. RefSeq names its product phosphatidylinositol 3-kinase VPS34. Gene Ontology annotation, molecular function: 1-phosphatidylinositol-3-kinase activity. The coding region runs from base 1 to 2709 and encodes 902 amino acids. Gene Ontology annotation, biological process: phosphatidylinositol-mediated signaling; autophagosome assembly; autophagy of peroxisome. The transcript has 2 exons. Lineage: Eukaryota; Fungi; Ascomycota; Eurotiomycetes; Eurotiales; Aspergillaceae. The record is from RefSeq and is a predicted model, not a curated record. Gene Ontology annotation, cellular component: cytoplasm; phosphatidylinositol 3-kinase complex, class III, type II; peroxisome.
AUGGAGGCGUUUACAUUCGCCGUCUCCACACAGGUGGACUUUCCGAUCCAUAUCAAGAUUGGCUCUCUUGAGGGAAAACAAAAGCAGCUACCUCUUUCGGUCCUUCUAAAGCGACCGGACCUGCGACACAUCGGCUCCAUCCAGAACCCCGUCUCCGAUCUGUUCGUAACGGCUCAACUAUGGUCGGAUUCCAAGCCUCUUGGGGUUCCUCUGCAGACUCCUUACAAAACAUUUAAGUCCGUCCGUGCGUGGAAUGAAUGGUUACAACUGCCUAUGUCCCUCAAGGAUGCCCCUCUCAACUCCCAACUGGCUGUCACCAUAUGGGAUCUUUCACCUUUUGGCGGCAACGGAGCAGACGGUCACUAUGUACCAUUUGGUGGAACAACAAUACCUUUAUUCGAUGAAGAUGGUAAAUUGAAAAUGGGGCGUCAGAAAUGCAAGGUGUAUCGACAUAAAGCGGCAGAUGGCUUUUCGUCAACCACCACUCCUUCAACCCCACCACCGAAGCGGCGCAAGAUCAACGCAGCGGAUUCACUAGGCCCUUCCGUGGAGGAGUUGGAACUAGAGAGGGUUGAGGUACUGAUAAAGAAGCAUGAAAUGGGAGAGAUACCACGGAUCGACUGGAUGGAUCAGAUGGUCUUCCGCCAACUGGAGAAGUUGAAGUUGAAUGCGGAAGAUGCCGCGAGGAAGAGAGCAUUACGUCUCAAAGCAGCGAAGCACAAGAACCCAGAUACCACCGGCGCAGAUGGAGAACAUUCCGACGAGGAGGACAUGGAUGACGAGAAUUUUGUCCUGUACGUCGAGUUUCCGCGUUUCGAUCAUCCAAUUGUCUGGACCGACCAUCAGUAUCCCCCGCCCCCAAUCUCUUCAUAUUCCCAAAAUGCAGCCCCGAACCCCAAUUCAGCCCUGAAGCCCAUCCCCGAAGUUCGCUUUGGUCCGGGCAUUGAGGGUGCUGAUGGUGAAGGUGUCAUUCAAAUUUAUGACCCCGAAGUGGGUCAGACCGGAAAUCCAUGCGAGGAUAAACACAGAAGGUUGAUUCGGAGUCAUCGGACUGGCAUUAUGGACCGUGACCUGAAACCAAAUCCCAAGAUCCGCGACGAACUCAAUGUCAUUGUAUCAUACGAGCCGACUCAGGAUCUUACAGCAGAAGAAAAGGAUUUGGUCUGGCGAUUUCGAUACUAUCUCACUCGCGAGAAGAGAGCGCUUACCAAAUUUGUCAAAUCGGUCAAUUGGCGAGACUCUGGUGAGGCACAGCAAGCGGUGGAAAUACUUCCCAAGUGGACUGAGAUCGAUGUUGAUGAUGCAUUGGAGCUUCUCGGGCCGACGUUUGACAAUACGGCUGUGCGUUCGUAUGCCGUGGAAAGGCUGCGCAAGGCUGAUGAUGAGGAGCUUCUCUUGUACCUUCUCCAGCUAGUUCAAGCGCUCAAGUAUGAGGAAAGUUCCCGUGACGAAACCGAGGACGUUGCUCACGACUCAUCUUUGGCAAAUUUCCUUAUCUCUCGCGCUGCGAACAAUUUCAAGCUAGGGAACUAUCUGCAUUGGUAUCUCAUGGUUGAGUGCGAUGACACAAGCCCAGGCACCCUGUCGGCGCAACGCAGACUCUUUGCUCGAGUAGAGUACUACUUUAUGGCUGAACUCGAACAAGCACAUCCGGAUUCUAGAAAGACACUGCUGCGGCAGGGUGAACUCGUCGCUGUUCUGACCAAGAUUGCUAAGGAUAUCCGUUUUGCCCGGGAGAACCGGCCGCUCAAGAUUGAGAAAUUGAAAAAGUAUCUAAAAGACCCGAAGAACGAACUUGUGACUAUCGACCCUCCUUUGCCGCUUCCCCUAAAUCCCGAAGUUAUGGUCACGGGCUGCUUCCCAGACGAUUCCAAUGUGUUCAAAUCCUCGCUGUCGCCUUUGCACAUCACCUUCAAAACUUCCGAAGGUCGCAAAUAUCCCAUCCUCUUCAAAGUCGGCGACGACCUUCGGCAGGAUCAACUGGUCAUUCAGAUCAUCAUCUUGAUGGACCGUCUGCUGCAAAAGGAGAAUUUGGAUCUCAAGUUGACACCGUACCGGAUCCUUGCGACCAAUGCCACCGCAGGUGCGGUGCAGUUUGUACCAUCAACCUCGCUCUCAGCAGUAUCCGCCAAGUAUAAGUCUGUCUUGGCAUAUCUCCAGGCGAACAACCCCGACGAGAACGAACCUCUCGGUGUCCGCAAGGAAACUAUGGAUACAUACGUCAAGUCAUGUGCCGGCUACUGUGUCAUCACCUACCUCCUCGGCGUCGGAGAUCGGCACCUGGAAAACCUCCUGCUCGCGCCCGACGGCCACUUCUUCCACGCGGACUUCGGGUUCAUCCUCGGGCGAGACCCCAAGCCAUUCGCUCCCAUGAUGAAACUCUGCAAGGAGAUGGUCGAGGGCAUGGGCGGCACCACGUCCCCCCAGUAUCUUCAAUUUAAGCAGUACUGCUUCACCGCGUACACGACUCUGCGCAAGUCGGCGAACCUCAUUCUCAACCUGUUCAGCCUGAUGGUCGAUGCCAAUAUCCCUGAUAUUCGAGUUGAACCCGAUAAAGCUAUUUUCAAGGUUAAGGAGAGAUUCCACCUAGAGAUGACAGAGGAGGAGGCCAUCCGGCAUUUCGAGCAAUUAAUCAGCGAUAGUGUCAAUGCCAUCUUUGGGGUGGUCAUUGACCGGCUGCACGAAUUCGUUCAGGGAUGGAGAGCAUGA